Messenger RNA from Linum tenue, 687 nucleotides. Lineage: Eukaryota; Viridiplantae; Streptophyta; Magnoliopsida; Malpighiales; Linaceae. The record is from the annotation of a GenBank genome assembly.
UUGGAACACUGGAAUGAAGAUAACAACAGGAGCAGCCAAAGGGUUGGAGUAUCUCCACGACAAGCAGCCCCUCCGGUGAAUUACCGUGACUUCAAGUCGUCGAACAUCCUUCUACAUGAAGGAUUCCAUCCUAAGCUAUCCGAUUUCGGGGUAGCAAAGUUGGGCCCCAUUGGUGACAAGUCACACGUCUCCACCCGAGUGAUGGGCACGUACGGUUACUGUGCUCCUGAGUAUGCCAUGACUGGUCAACUGACUAUCAAAUCCGAUGUGUACAGCUUUGAAGUAGUCUUCCUUGAGCUUAUCACUAAGUUCUCAAAGCUGGUUGAUCCGAGGCUACAAGGGCGAUACCCGGUGAGGGGGCUCUACCAAGCUCUAGCCGUGGCAUUGAUGUGCAUUCAAGAACAGGCCGCAACUCGACCUUUAAUUGGUGAUGUGGUCACGAUAUUGUCCUACCUGGCUAACUCAACGUACGAACCAAAUGCAAAUGGUAGUGGUGUUAGUCAGAAGGGUUCGCGAGACGAGCGAGGUGGGUUUCUCUCGAGGGUCGAGGAUGGAGGUGGUGGAUCUGGAAGCAGGUGGGACCUCGAUGGGUUUGAUAAGGAUGAUUCGCCUAGAGACCCUACUAUCGAGGUGGCAAAAACCCGGGAUUUGGAGAGAGAAAGGUCUGUGGCUGAAGCAAAGAUGUAG